AUGCUUAAUAACACCUCCAUGGAGCUGAUCCAGGCCACCCAGGUUCCCUUUCUGACUCAGGAGGAUUCUGCAGCUACUCUGAAUGACACCUCCAUCCUGCCUUUUCCCCUUUCCGUGCUCCUUUCUACUCCCUCUGAACCGUUCCUCAGCAUCAGCCAAACUGAGAAUUCAUUUCUGUAUAACAUCAGCUGUUAUAACUGCACUACACCUACCACUGGAUCCCUCCCUGGUUUGGCAGGAAUCUUCAUCCCUCUCAUUUACGGGAUAGUCUGCAUUGUCGGUUUGGUUGGAAACACCCUAGUUAUCCACGUCAUCGUCAAUUACACUAAGAACGAGUCGGUCACAAACAUCUACAUCCUCAAUCUGGCCAUCGCAGACGAGCUUUUUAUGCUGGGUCUGCCCUUCUUGGCGGCGCAGAAUGCCCUGCUCUCGUGGCCUUUUGGCUCACUGAUGUGCCGCGUGGUCAUGACGGUGGACGCCUUCAACCAGUUCACCAGCAUCUUCUGCCUGACCGUGAUGUCCGUGGAUCGGUACCUGGCGGUGGUCCACCCCAUCCGGUCCUCCUGGUGGCGCAGACCCCGCGUGGCGAAGGCCGUCAGCGCCACGGUCUGGGUGGGUUCCUUCCUGGUGGUGCUGCCAGUGGUGGUGUUCGCUGAUGUUCUGAAGGAUGACGGGAACUGCAGCAUCGUGUGGCCCGAACCAGCAGAAGUGUGGAAGACCUCUUUUAUCGUGUACACGUGCACCGUCGGCUUCUUCUGCCCCCUGCUUGUCAUCUCCUUGUGCUACCUGCUAAUCAUCAUCAAGGUGAAGAACGUUGGGAAACGGACACAGACCACAUCCUCUCGGCGCAGAAAAUCCGAGCGAAAGAUAACCAGGAUGGUGGUCGUUGUGGUAGCCGUGUUCGUCUUCUGCUGGCUACCGUUCUAUGCCCUCAACAUCCUGAACCUCCUCGUGGUCCUGCCCGGAGACUUCAGGGGACUCUACUAUUUUGUCGUCGUGCUUUCUUAUGCAAACAGCUGUGCCAAUCCAAUACUGUACGGAUUUCUCUCUGACAACUUCAAGAGAGGCUUCAGGAAGGCCUUGUGCCGCACCUCACGCAGGGUCAAGAGCAACGACAGGGCCGGCACCGAGGUACAGCGACCAACGGAGGAGUGGGGCGGCAUCCUGCUCCAGCCACAGAAAAGUGAGGGAAUCACCAACAUGCACGUGAAAAAUUGUGGGGAAAAUGAUAUAGAGGAGGAAAUCGUCGGAGCGGAAGGGCCCAUACAAAUGAGAGAGUUGAACGCAGAAUGCAGAGCAUCCCAAAAAAAGAUCUACUGUGAAGCAAAACAAAGUUUGAGAACACAGGUUUUACAAAAGGGGAGUCCUGAGGUGGGCUCGGGCUUUGAAACUGCAGACUCAUUGUCCUCUAAGGCUGAAGAAGUUGUGAACAGCAACACAAAGCCUGAAGAAUUUCUUGACAAAAACUCUGUGCUUGAUAUUAGCUAUCUGUAA
Messenger RNA from Menidia menidia (Atlantic silverside), 1494 nucleotides. The record is from the annotation of a GenBank genome assembly. Lineage: Eukaryota; Metazoa; Chordata; Actinopteri; Atheriniformes; Atherinopsidae.